Molecule: messenger RNA, 1854 nt
Organism: Hemiscyllium ocellatum (epaulette shark)
Lineage: Eukaryota; Metazoa; Chordata; Chondrichthyes; Orectolobiformes; Hemiscylliidae
Gene: mta3
Product: metastasis associated 1 family, member 3
Exons: 14
Coding region: 239-1789 (516 amino acids)
Biological process (GO): negative regulation of transcription by RNA polymerase II
Cellular component (GO): NuRD complex; nucleoplasm
Molecular function (GO): transcription corepressor activity; sequence-specific DNA binding; chromatin binding
Source: RefSeq, a predicted model, not a curated record
GGCGUCGGGAGACCGCUUUGGCCUCGGCGCUGCCACAACAGCAGGAGGCGGCGAAUGGAGCUGGAAGCUCCCGGGCGGCGGUAGCUACUGUCUGAUAAACCCCCCCCCCACCGAAAGGCGGCGGGAGGCAGUGAAGCACCUCCCCCCCCCUCCCCAAUCCCGGGUCCAUCAUCAGCUUCUCACCAACCCGGGGGAGGGGUGAAGAAAACCCCCCAUAAUAUUUAAAAAAGGGGGCGGAAUGGCGGCAAAUAUGUACAGGGUCGGAGACUACGUUUACUUUGAAAAUUCUUCCAGUAAUCCAUACUUAAUAAGAAGAAUAGAAGAGCUCAAUAAGACUCCAAGUGGCAAUGUGGAAGCAAAGGUUGUCUGUUUUUACCGACGCAGGGAUAUUUCAAACAGUCUGAUAGUACUUGCUGAUAAACAUGCAAAAGAAAUGGAGGAAGAACUGGAAACGCCAAGUAUUUUAGAUUUGACAGAAAAACAAAGACAUCAGCUUAAACACCGAGAGAUAUUUCUAUCUCGUCAGUAUGAAUCCCUUCCGGCCACACACAUAAGGGGCAAGUGUGGUGUUUCACUUUUCAACGAAACCGAGUCAGUAGCCUGCUAUUUGGAAAAAGAGGAUGGAUUUUUCUAUUCUUUAGUCUAUGAUCCCUCACAGAAAACGCUUCUGGCAGACAAAGGAGAAAUACGAGUAGGCUCACGAUACCAAGCAGAUAUUACAGACAUGCUGAAUGAAGGUGAAUCAGAUGCCAGAGAUCAAUCGAAGAUGGAGGUUAAGGUUUGGGAUCCUGACAACCCUUUGAAUGAUCGACAGAUAGAUCAGUUCCUGGUAGUUGCACGUGCUGUGGGUACAUUUGCUCGAGCUCUGGAUUGUAGCAGUUCAGUCAGACAACCGAGUUUACACAUGAGUGCUGCAGCUGCUUCAAGGGACAUUACUCUGUUUCAUGCAAUGGAUACGUUGCACAAGCACAACUAUGAUUUGACAAAUGCAAUCAGCAUCUUGGUACCUCAGGGUGGUCCGGUUCUCUGCAGAGAUGAGAUGGAAGAAUGGUCAGCAUCUGAAGCUAGCCUUUUUGAAGAGGCAUUGGAAAAAUAUGGCAAGGAUUUUAAUGACAUACGACAAGACUUUCUACCAUGGAAAUCACUCACUAGCAUCAUAGAGUACUAUUACAUGUGGAAAACUACGGAUAGAUAUGUACAACAGAAACGUCUUAAGGCUGCUGAGGCAGAGAGCAAAUUGAAACAGGUGUACAUCCCAACAUAUAAUAAACCUAAUCCCAAUCAGAUAUCAGGUGUUAAUGGUAAACCUGCUAUGGUGAAUGGUCCAGUUGGAGGAGUACUUCAUCAAACCCAGAACUCAAGCAUAGGCCGGCCCUGUGAGAGUUGUUACACCACACAAUCCCAACAGUGGUAUUCCUGGGGACCUCCAAAUAUGCAGUGUAGACUCUGUGCUUCAUGCUGGACCUACUGGAAGAAGUACGGUGGUUUGAAGAUGCCUACUCGAGCAGAAGCAGAAAAAAUGUCACCCGCAGAUGAUGUUUCGGAGUCCCACAUAAGAAGCGUGUUUCAUCAUGGUCAACUGGGGCAUGGUGUACCAAUACACAUUGAUAGUCCAAAAUCUACUUUGAAGACUCGUCAGUCUUUCUUCCUGCAGACAACACGUCUUACAAAACUUGCCAGGCAUGUCUGCAGAGAUAUUCUGCAACUGAAACAGGCGGCAAGGAAGCCAUUUGUUCCGAUUAACUGUGCUGCCAUUAAGGCAGAAUGUAAGAACUUUUUAAAUUCCUAGCUUUGAGUUUCAUGCUUUCACCAUUCCCUGACCUAAUGUUUGCAAUAAAUGAUACUUAUGACUUA